AUGUUCCCCCCAGUCUCAGACGAUGCGCUAAAUGCUGUUAAUACAGCCUGCGAAUAUGCUGCUAAGGUGCAAGGCAAGAAACCCCGAUCACCUCUGAAGUUUACACCGGGCGAACUAUUGAAGAGAGGAGAUAAAUAUCGGGAUUCUUCGAUGCGCAUGCUCACGACAAACCGUAAAAUCGUUGACCCUGUUACUCACGGAGUAUCCCACAAAGAAUAUGAUCAAUUAUUGUCAAAAAGGGACGAGUUAAUCAGCUACACCACCCUUGAGGCCCUCCAGAAUCGAUCCAAAUUCAAGGAUUACAAGAAUGACGAGAAGGAACUCAAUCGUGUCCUCGUGCGGUCGUCGCAACGAUCGUGCAGCAAGUACAUAUGGCGGGAGAAAAAUCGGCAGCUCUGGACGAAUUCUGCAGUCAGCGAAGAGCAGGAAUCAUCCAACCCCUCUUCGUCCAAUACGGAGGAUCCAGAACCACGCUCGCCGGUUGAUGGGACAUCUAGUGACCAAGGCCUUGCAGGUGCCGAGGGUACUCAUGCAACUCCACAUGUGAAACGCAACCUCCUGCAAACGAUAAAGGAUCUUGCUCAUAUAUUGAAUCCUUUCGGAGACCACCAUACAGUCGAUGAGUUCCAUCACCGCAACGGGGCCAACAGUGCUAUACACGAGACAAGCCCGGACAACGAUGGCGAGGGCGAGACAAGCAGAGAUGAUCGUGGCCAAGACGAAAUCAGCAGAGGCGGUGGCGACAAGGGCGAGACAAUCAGAGACAACAAUGGCGUCGGAGAGACAAGUAGGCAAGCCGAUAUCGAGGGCGAGACAAGCAGCGACAACAACGCCGAGUACGACGCAACAGUAUCGCUAUGUUCAUUUACUUCGGACAAUUCAGCAGGACCAUCUGGAACAACCCAAGCAAUUUUGAGCCUCGAUGACUACUCUCGGACGAGCUGCGAUGGUCAGGGCUUUCAGGGCUUUCAGGGCUUUCAGGGAAGACAGAAAGAUUUUUUCCUCGAUUCUCGGGGAUGA
Sparassis crispa is the source of this 1020-nucleotide messenger RNA. RefSeq lists its product as hypothetical. The coding region runs from base 1 to 1020 and encodes 339 amino acids. NCBI's taxonomy places the organism in Eukaryota, Fungi, Basidiomycota, Agaricomycetes, Polyporales, Sparassidaceae. The record is from RefSeq and is a predicted model, not a curated record. The transcript is spliced from 8 exons.